Messenger RNA from Onychostoma macrolepis, 3732 nucleotides. RefSeq names its product collagen alpha-1(XXIII) chain-like. The coding region runs from base 311 to 700 and encodes 129 amino acids. NCBI's taxonomy places the organism in Eukaryota, Metazoa, Chordata, Actinopteri, Cypriniformes, Cyprinidae. The transcript has 3 exons. The record is from RefSeq and is a predicted model, not a curated record.
AGCGCUGCAGAGCCGUGUAGUGUGUGUCAGGUUUCAUUCUGAGAGAGACUCAAGCGCGCAGCAGUCAGACAAACCCGUCAAAUGGCACGACCGAAGCACACAGACUCCCACUAGAGCCGGAGCUCACUCAACCAUUAUCUCCAUGCACUUGAAUGAGCAGCAUGCCUCAGUUGAGGUCGUUUUGAAGAUUGAUAUUUUCACGUGAAAAGCGGUUUAAUUGCCAGAAAGGAGAACUUUAAUCUGUUUUAUUUGAGCAAGACCCCGUUCAGUGGUGGAUAAACAUCAUAUAGCCUACAUAAGUCUCACAGACAUGGAGGACAUGAAAUUGCGAGUAUCACCUCAGUCCAGUCUGGAGAGGACCUGCGUUCAGCAUCCCUGCCAAAAGCGCCUUUUGACGAACUGGAAGGACGUGUGUUCAGCCUGCGUGUGUUUGAUCUCGUUUGGAGUUUGUGUGUUGCUCUACCUGAGGACUUCAGAUCUGCAGUCCCGGGUUCUCAGUUUGGAAAAGGACAGAGACCCCCGUCUCUCCAGUUGGAUCUCUCUGGAACAGGUGGAGCCUGCCCUGUGGAGUCGACUGGAUCAGAUAUUAGAGGAGAAAUUAGCAGCACGUCUGCCGAAGAUCCGGGCGGCUCGGGAUGCACCUCACAGCUGCAUCUGUCCACCAGGUCCUCCUGUAAGUAGAUGUUGGUCCCUUUGUUGACUGGAUUGUGGUAAUGUGACUCCAAACUCUGUGGCUUUCUGUGUAUUUGUGUGUUUUGAGAGUGUGAAUUUAUCUUUCAUGUGUUUCCUUAUUGUCACUACUGAUGGAGUGCUGAUUACACAACUUCAUUCACACAAUGGAAACUGUUAAUUUAGUUCCCUUCCGCCACACAUACAAACACCCACAUUGUCAUCUGUCAGAAGAAGAGCUUGUGUUUUGUACUAAAGGUGAAGUGUGCACAUUUCUGAUGUUGAGAUACUUUAUAAAAUCCAGUUUAAUGCGAAGAGAUUCUGUGGUCUAUCAAAACAUUGAUUGUUUUAAGCAUUCUGAGCAGUCCAACAUGGCAACACUGACUCAACCAAUAAUGUGAAUUAAGGGCGGGGCUAUCCAUUUGGGCAACCAAUGACAUACAGGGGGGGCGUGUUCUGGAGAUUUGGAUCAUUAUUUUUCCAAUUUUGUUUGGUGGCACAAAAAUGACACACUUCACCUUAAAUCGCAUUCCAUUAUCUUGGACAUAGCGAUGUAUACUUCUGGGAAUUUGGCCACGGAUAUAGAAGACGACAGCAAUGGCAGAUACAGUCUGUUCAACUUUAUAUAUCUUUUGAGGGCUAAUGUUACAGAAUGAGGUUAUAAUGAGAAAGAAGGUCAAGAGAAAUAUAUAUUAGAGGAGAAAAGAGAGUCGAGCAGUAUAAAAUUAGGUGCAGUUGGACAGCUGCGUCCCUGCAGUUAGAGGGAGAAGGUCGGGCUUAAGUUAUUAAUGAAAUACCAGCAGCCAGAGAUAAACAGUGGCCACAGAAAAGACACAUCUCAAAUGAGAUAUCUUAACCUUUUUCCUAGAAAGCAGUGAGAUUAAAUAAAGAGAAAAUAGAAUCUUCUGCUGAAACCUACUGUGAAAGUGAUCCCAGUAAUCCCACGUUUCUCCACUAACGUUUUAGAAGGCAUCAAAGUCAUUUCUCAUCAGACUGUCCAUAAAUCUAUGACAGGUUCAUUGUAAAAAUGUGCCUAAACCUACAUUUUUGCAAAACAUACCUAUAAAUAUAGUUUCCAGCUGAAAUUAACACUAGAGGCAGUAAAACAUCAACAACUUUAACUUCUUUUUCACUGAAAUUAUAAUUACAGGGGCAGAUUUUUGAUUAUUAAAGGCAUAUUUUUGUGUGGUUCCUUGCACAGUUCUAUGUUAUGACUUCAAAAAAGCUACCAUAGUUAAUGAUUUAUAAACUAUUACAAUUUUAUGGUUGCAUCACAUAACCAGCUCCAUAUGUAUGGCUUUUCUGAUGUGGUAAAGUUGCUUGGUAGCGCACCUGGUACAACGUACGGAGUACUUGGAUAUGAGUCUGUGAAACAUGUAAUAAUAAAACAGAUCAAAGACUUGAAUAAUUAAGCUGAAAUGGCAUGGUUGCUUCAGCUAAUACAUUUUUAUCUCACAUAAUAGUUAAGUUUAGGGAAGGGUUUAAUGUAGGGGAUAUAUUGUUUUCAAAAGCACUGGAGCAUUAACCUCUUAGCGCCAUUCAUUUAAUUUCUGAACUGUCACAAUUAUGUACAACCAACAUAAUAAAAUUCACCUGUUUAGUUGUCAAGUGUGCAAGAAGCUACAUAACAAUUUUACGUAAAUGUCACCACAGGCACGUUUUUUUUUUUUCAGUGAUCUUAGGUUGAAAUUAUCUGAGCUUUGCUAGUCACAAUAAUUUAAUAGUACUGUACUUUUACUGUAUGACAACAGUCUUUAUUUCUAGAAAAGUUUAGGAAAAACAUCUUGAGAUAAAUACUAAAUGAACUCCAUUAAAGGGAUAGUUCACCCAAAUAAGUAAAUCUCUGUCAUUUACUGAUUGUUAUAACAUAUUCAGUAAUCAUUGAUGUUUAUUAUGCUUUAACCUCAAAUCUGGCAUGUCAUGUCUUCAUGAAUGGACCACUCAUUUGACUUUUUAAGUUGUUUUUAUGUGAUUGUUGGAGCUUGGAUGAGUCUGUUCACUCUCCCUUUAACUCCCUUUUAUUCUGUUUUUGGAGUGAACUGUCUCUGAGCUAUGAAAGCAAAACUUAUGAGCAAUAAAAUAUCCCCGUGGGUGAGCAGGUUCCACAGCCCAAAAACUCACAAAUGUAUACGAACAUUCCAACACCUGCUCAUAUAACCCAUAAAUUGAAGGAAAAUUGAGGAGAACUGAAAGACAGGUGAGGGAACUGUCAAACAAUGCGCAUAGUCUGUUAACCAACUUAAACAUUAAGUUGAUAUUUCUACUGUUGUCAGCUAAGAAUGUUUAGAGAUAGUUCGUGAAUUCUUUUAAUCAAGUCAGUCUUCUUUAAACAGGUUUGGUGAUCUAUUGGCAAUCAGUGUCAAUAAGUUUUUAACUACAGUGUUUGUUUUCAGUAGAAGGAGUUUGACAAGCCUGAUCAAUGGUCCAAGAGGGCCGUCCCAUCACACUGACCUAUGGCAAUUCUUAGAAGAGUGUAUACUGUAGAUUAUCCAACAAGAACACUAAGACAACACUCGUACUGAUGUGAUGGCAACUGUAAAACUUCACCAAAUUGGCCUCUUCCUGUGUGUUGAAAGUGAAUACUUUGAGAAGUUUAAAUGCAUAAUAGUCUGUGGUUCUUCACAGGUCACCUCACAGGAGCAUAGCCUUUUGCCUGCUUUUGAGGCACGGCUGGCCUAACCCAGCCUUAAACAAUUAGUAGUGACAGGAAACAUUUUACAUUGACAGAAAGCACCUCAGUUAGUGUGUUGAAAACUCCUGAGGAACAUUGCACUGGUCAGUCUCAAGUCUCAUGGACAUAAGGAUUAAAACACUGGAAAAUUAGGGGAGGGAAUCAGCAGGGACUUGUUGAUAGAGUAAUAUAUAAUUUAUGUUUAGUGUAAAUUGUGAAUCUUUUACACUUUUCUUUCUUAUUUAUUUCUUUACCGGUAUUUAUCUGGAACAGGCUUUGUGAAUUUAUAUUUAUAGCUCAGUCUGAGGUUGUGUUUAGAUAAAGAGAAAUAAUUAAUUAUGCAUGACCUCCACAAUAUAUUUUAAAGGGAUACUCCACCCCAAAAUGAAAAC